This is a messenger RNA of Leopardus geoffroyi (Geoffroy's cat), 4617 nucleotides long. It is a transcript of the gene ZNF235, whose product is annotated as zinc finger protein 235. The transcript is spliced from 4 exons. The record is from RefSeq and is a predicted model, not a curated record. Gene Ontology annotation, cellular component: nucleus. Bases 1409 to 3898 code for a protein of 829 amino acids. Lineage: Eukaryota; Metazoa; Chordata; Mammalia; Carnivora; Felidae. Gene Ontology annotation, biological process: regulation of DNA-templated transcription.
CACUUCCGCUCCGAGAAGGCGAGGUCGGGGCCGAGAUUGUUGGCAGGGAGGUGAGUUAACCCCGCGCCCCUGCGGUCCCUCCGAGCCUUCUCGGCCUCGGCGUGAGGCCAGCAGCCGCCGGGUCCUCGCUCAUGGGGCAUAGGAGUCGCGGCGGAGGGCGGGGACGGAGGCAGCGGCGACGAAGCCUCCGCGUGGGGGCGGGCGCGCGUGGCGUGCGGAGUUUGAAGGUCUCCCGCGCUCUCCGCGCCCAGAGCUCUCCUCCCUCACCCCUAGAGCCAGCUGUGCGUGUGCCUCGAGGUGACACACUGGGCCAGUGAUUAGCAUUUCCCUGCCUCCGUUUCCCCCUGGCUGAAAAGGGUUAGUGCCUGCCCAGUAGUGUUCUUCUAAGAAUUAGAUGAGAUUAUAUACGAAACGCUUAAAACCAGUGCCUAGUGCCUAGUAAAAUGUUGGGUGGUGCCGGGAAUGCUGUCAUAAUAUCGGGCCCCCUGUUAUUUAGAAGCUCCUGAGAGGCUGGCAUUGGGGCGUGGGGUCGGAGCCCCGGCUGCCGCUCCACUGGCCCUUCACCGAUCUCUGCUGUGGGGCCAUUCCGGGAUUCCUGGACUCUUCCCAGAUCCUUGAUUAGGAUGGAGAGUUAUCUUCAGCUGGAUCCCGGGGAAAGUUCUUUGUGGCUGAUCCCAGAGAAACAGUCCUGCGCACGGCUUCGCAGGGUGCCUGUGGUGUACUGAGUCCUUAAGUGUUCAGAACGUGUAAUAGCUGCGUGUUGUUCAUUUAAGAUGCAGCAGGAUUUCUUAGUCUGCGGUUUCAAUCAGUCAUUGCCUUCAUGCAUAUGGGAGAGGAAACUUUGUUGAGCUUAAUAACAUGCUCAAGUAAUUACGCCUAUUAAAAUGGUGUCAUUGGGGGGAAAUCAUGGCAGUUUUUCAUUAGCAGCAGAACAAAUUAUCUGUGGGCAACCAGUCAGAAUUAGACUUUCCUGGGGGCUCCUGGGUGGCUCAGUCGGUUGAGCCUGCAACUUGGGCUCAGUCGUGAUCUCACCGUUGGUGAGUUCGAGCCCCGAGUCAGGCUCCGUGCUGGCAGCCCAGAGCCUGGAGCCUGCUUUGGAUUCUCUGUGUGUGCCUCUCUCGAAAAUAAAUUAAACAUUAAAAAUAAUAAUAAUAAUUACUUUCCUAGGGUAUCAGUGACUUGCCACCUGGAGCCUUCAUCUCUGAACUGUGGGUUUCUGAAAAGAUUUAUUUUCUAGAAAGCACAUUUGCAAGGGAAGUUUUGGGAAGCAUAAAAGCAUCUGCCUGUCUGACACCGUAGGGAAUAGGGAAUACCCGCAUUAUUAUUAUACCCAUUUACAGGUGACUGGAUUGAGGCACAGAUUUGCUCAAGGUUUACACUGGUGGUGAGUAGACAGUAGUAAGUAGAAAUGCAGAGCUUGAACUCAUGCACCUUGGCCCCGUUAAGUUAUACUGCCUGCCUGCUUCUCAUUUCGUCUGAGACCCAGGCUCAGGAAUACUCUGGAAGCUACCAGAAGCGCUUAGGUGAGGGACUGUUCCUGAGCUCAGUCAGCUGUCUGGGGGAGCCCAGAGGAAGCCGGAGUCCAGCCCCUGGUCUACAGGGGCACCUCUAUGGGGUUCCCACAAGUGCCGUGUGGACUGACGGCUCUCUCACGACGGCUUUCCCAUCCACAGCUUUGCCUUCCCGGAACUCUGCCCUUCCCCAAAAGGAAAAGGAGAAAAAAAUGACCAAAUUCCAGGAGGCGGUGACGUUCAAGGACGUGGCUGUGGUCUUCACGGAGGAGGAGCUGGGGCUGCUGGACCCCACCCAGAGGAAGCUGUACCGAGAAGUGAUGCUGGAGAACUUCCGGAACCUGGUCUCUGUGGGGCAUUCGUCCUCCAAACCAGAUGUGAUAUCCCAGUUGGAGAGAGAGGAAAAGCUUUGCAUGAAGGAGAUCCACACCCAAAGAGGUAGGCACUCGGGAGGCAGGAAUCAAAACGAGAAGGAGACUCUUCACGAAGCAGGAGUAAGGUGCCUUUCAUUGGGAGAGUUUUCAUGUUGGCAAAUCAAGAGACAUAUCGUGAGCAAAUUCACCAAAGAUCAAGACUCCAAGAUAAAUAUUCAAGGAAAGAGUUCUGAGUUCCCUGAACAGUGUGAUUCCCCCUGUCAAGUGGGAGCGGGAAUAUGUAUUCAGGCUUCCGUGGAAGACAGCUGUAUAAUGAACCUUAUAGAGGAUCAUUCCAGUAUUCUUGAAAAUCAAGAAUUUCUGGCUGGGAGAGUUCAGAAUUCUUGGAGUAAAAUAUAUCUCAGCGAAACACAGAAUUACCAGAGAAGUUGUAAGCAGACUCAGAUGAAAAACCAAUUAUGUAUAUUUGCUCCAUACGUUAACAUCUUUAGUUGUAUCUCACACCACCAUGAUGGCGAUAAACCUCACAACGAAGACUGCGGUAAAGAUAUCUUAAAGGUGUCCCCUCUGGGCCAGCAGACCUACCACUGUCGUCAGUGUGAGAAAGCAUUCAACGAUGGCCCCAGUCUCGAACUUCAUCAGCAGGUACACUCGAGAAAGAAGUCCUCCGAGUACGGCGUACACGAGAAGGACGCCCGCCAUAGCUCAGCUCUGCCCAUUCCACAAAGUGUUUACGCAGGAAAAAAACGCUAUUGGUGUCACGAGUGUGGGAAGGGUUUCAGCCAGAGCUCAAACCUGCAGACUCAUCAGAGAGUGCACACAGGGGAGAAGCCCUAUUCGUGCCUUGAGUGUGGGAAGAGCUUUAACCAGACCUCCCAUCUUUACGCCCAUUUGCCUAUUCACACAGGAGAGAAGCCCUACAGAUGUGAAAGUUGUGGGAAGGGCUUCAGUCGUAGCACAGAUCUUAACAUUCACUGCAGAGUCCACACUGGAGAGAAACCUUACAAAUGUGAGGUGUGCGGGAAGGGCUUCACCCAGAGAUCACAUCUUCAGGCCCACGAGAGAAUCCACACCGGAGAGAAACCAUAUAAGUGUGGAGACUGUGGUAAACGCUUCAGUUGUAGCUCAAAUCUCCAUACCCACCAGAGAGUCCACACGGAAGAGAAACCGUAUAAGUGUGAUGAGUGUGGAAAGUGCUUCAGCUUGAGCUUUAACCUUCACAGCCAUCAACGGGUCCACACGGGAGAGAAACCAUAUAAAUGCGAAGAGUGUGGGAAGGGUUUUAGUUCAGCCUCAAGUUUCCAGAGCCAUCAAAGGGUUCACACGGGGGAGAAACCAUUUCGCUGCAACGUGUGUGGUAAAGGCUUCAGUCAGAGUUCCUAUUUUCAAGCCCAUCAGAGAGUCCACACGGGAGAAAAACCAUACAAAUGUGAGGUGUGUGGGAAGCGCUUCAAUUGGAGCUUGAAUCUUCACAACCAUCAGAGGGUCCACACAGGAGAGAAACCUUAUAAAUGUGAAGAGUGUGGAAAGGGCUUCAGUCAGGCCUCCAAUCUUCAAGCUCAUCAGAGUGUCCACACUGGGGAGAAACCGUUCAAGUGCGAUGCGUGCCAGAAGCGAUUCAGUCAGGCCUCCCAUCUUCAAGCCCAUCAGAGAGUCCACACGGGAGAGAAGCCAUAUAAAUGCGAUACAUGUGGCAAGGCCUUCAGCCAGAGGUCAAAUCUUCAAGUCCAUCAGAUCAUUCACACUGGAGAGAAACCGUUUAAAUGUGAGGAGUGUGGGAAAGAAUUUAGUUGGAGUGCUGGGCUCAGUGCUCAUCAGAGGGUCCACACAGGAGAGAAACCUUAUACAUGUCAGCAGUGUGGUAAAGGCUUCAGUCAGGCCUCCCAUUUUCACACACAUCAGAGGGUCCACACUGGAGAAAGGCCAUACAUCUGUGAUGUCUGUUGUAAAGGCUUCAGCCAGAGAUCACAUCUUGUGUACCAUCAGAGAGUCCACACUGGAGGAAACCUGUAGAAAUGUGAGGUGUGUAGGGGUGGCCUUCGGUUAGCGUUCACAUCUUCAUCUCCAUUGGAAAAUCGACGCUAGUGAUUGUAGAAAGUUCCUUCAGAACUCAGAAGCCUCAAGGAAUCUUCACAUGCAAGCAGCUCUGUGAAGUGCUGUCUUUUAAGGACAGUUGGGUGAAUUCUUUGUGAAUCGGAUUUCACAGACGAGAGAAAACCUUUUCCAUAAAUACGGCCAGUGUUUGUGCCAGCAUCCUGAGUGUCCCAAUUUUUCGAGAUGCGACAUAAAAGAACUUCAAAAUUCACCCCAGUCUACCCAGGAAAAAGGCCUUAUAAAUGAAGAUUAGGGGCAGGACUUUAACAAAAGUAUAGUGAUGGACAAGUAAAAUUAAUGUCAGUGGCAGUGUAACCUCCAUGUAGGGAGGGAUGUUUUUCACUACUUUAUCUCUACUGUGUAGAAAAGUGCGCUUGGCUCAUAAGAGAUGCCCAGCAAUUACCGGACAAAGUGGAGAAAAUCUAUCAUUAGGACAGAUACAGUAAAACCUUGGUUUUAUGUGUGCCAUACGUGAGCAUAAUUCAUUUCCAGAAACAUGCUUAAUCCAAAGCAGUUGUAUACCUAAGCCAAUUUCGUCAUAAGAAAUAACUCGGAUUUGUUCCACAACCCAAAAAUAUUUGGAUAAAAAUGAUUACAAUACUGUAAUAUAAUACAAAAUCAUAAAAUAUAAGGAAAAA